AUGGCACCAACAAUUCCCUUCACAGAAGAAGAUGAUAUCUCAGUCUUCGAUUGGAAUAAAGCUCAAUUUUUAGGCAAAGGUUCUUAUGGCAAAGUCUUCUUAGGAACUCCCACGAAGCCCGAUCUCGGCUUCGUCGCCAUCAAAGUCGCUCCGUUGUGGCAAAAAACUUCCUCACUCAUCAAAGAAAAAGUGGUUCUCGAACAAUUCAUCGGAUGUCCAGAAAUCGUUCAGUACAUUGGCGACGCUGUUACCAUAAAAAGAGACGACCAUUUAGUUUACAAUUUGAUAUUGGAAUAUGCUGCUGGAGGUACUUUGGCUGAUAUUAUCAAAAAACAGAAGAAACUUCAAGAAGAAGAUGCCAAACAGUAUCUUCGGAUGAUACUCCGAGGGCUUUCUUGCAUUCAUGCCAAAAGCUUCGUGCAUGCCGAUCUCAAACCGACUAACAUUCUUGCGUUUCCUUUAAAGGAUGGAAGAAUGCAGUUGAAAAUAGCAGAUUUUGGGCUUGCAAGAAUAUAUUAUAAGAAAGAAGAGAGAGAUUUUUAUUGGAAGAAUAAUAAGAUGAAGUUUGUAGGGACAACAGAAUACAUGUCUCCAGAAUCCGUUGUCGGAAACAUUGACCCUAGCCUUGAUAUUUGGUCUCUUGGUUGCAUUUUUUUAAAUAUGAUAACUGGGGAAUGUGUUUGGAAUGAUUGUCUAACCUAUGAACAACUGAUUACAAAACUUGUAUACGAAGGAGAAACACCAACAAUACCAGAGGAAUUAUCUGACCUAGGAAAAGAUUUUCUACAAAAGUGCUUUGAGAGAAAUUACGAAGAAAGAUGGUCGGUAGAUAGGUUAUUCAGACAUCCUUAUUUGGUACAAGAAAAUAAAAUUACUAACAACAUCAACUUCAAUUCUCUUUUAGAUUACUGUCUUAACUUUUUAGACGUGUUUUCUCUUGAAUUGUAA
Molecule: messenger RNA, 948 nt
Organism: Momordica charantia (bitter melon)
Lineage: Eukaryota; Viridiplantae; Streptophyta; Magnoliopsida; Cucurbitales; Cucurbitaceae
Product: mitogen-activated protein kinase kinase kinase 20-like
Biological process (GO): signal transduction; protein phosphorylation
Molecular function (GO): protein kinase activity; ATP binding
Source: RefSeq, a predicted model, not a curated record